This is a messenger RNA of Siniperca chuatsi (mandarin fish), 1199 nucleotides long. RefSeq names its product SET domain containing 9 (gene setd9). The transcript has a single exon. The record is from RefSeq and is a predicted model, not a curated record. Lineage: Eukaryota; Metazoa; Chordata; Actinopteri; Centrarchiformes; Sinipercidae. Bases 142 to 1014 code for a protein of 290 amino acids. Gene Ontology annotation, molecular function: protein binding.
UAUCAUAAAGUUAAAAAAAACCUUUUGUCAAAGUUUGAGAGUUCUGAUACGAAUUUGGUAAUAUCAAUAAGUGUCCUUUUUAUUUUGGAGCAACUUGUCGGAAGUGACUCCUGAAUUCGCUCGAUCCUCCAUGUCUAUCAGAUGUCGCUCUGGAUGUUUAGAACUGCUCUGAAAAGAUUUCAGAACAAAUGGAAAUCGUACAGACACAGGUUUGUGCCUUGGGUUGUACUGAACCUGUCUAAAAAUGAGAAAACUCUGCGGAAUGUGACGGAGCCCUCGAAAGACAAACUGGUCCCAGAUGACGAGGUUUCACAGAGCCUGCUGCAGCUCUUCAGAGUCCUGCUCAGGAGUCAUGGGGCUAAUCAUGGGCAGCUCCGAGCAGCUCAAACUCACUUUCUCAGACAGGUAACAAGUGAAGAACACCAGUGUGGAGGAAAUGCAGUGUGUGGAGAUGAUGCCAUGUUACAGUCUCUCGGAUUCUGUAUUGACCGGAAGCCUAGCACUUUGCCCUUUGCAGGAACUGGAGUGUUUAUCACCAAAGGAUUUGUGCCCAAAGGAGCUACAGUGGCCAUGUACCCUGGCACAGUCUAUCAAGCCUAUGAGCCAAUUCUCCUACAGUCCAUCAGAAAUCCUUUUGUAUUCAGGUGUAUUGAUGGUGUCUUGAUUGAUGGAAAUGACAAAGGCAUCUCCAAAAUGGUGUUCAAGUCAUGCAGUGGCAGGGACAGAAUAGGGCCUUUCAUGAUGAGUGACACCAGCUGGCUGACAGCCAGUCCACAAAACCCACUUGCUGUGGGUCAGUACGUGAACAACUGCUCCAACGAGUGGCCUGCUAAUGUGUGCUACCAGGAAUAUGACGUGCCGGACAAGUUUCCCAUCGAACUCCGCCAGUAUCUGCCUAAUGUCAACUACAGCCAGGACACACGGAGACCUCUGCGCUGUGUGGUCCUUGUAUCACUCAGAGACAUUACAGCAGGGGAAGAACUCUUCUCCAACUACUACACCAUUGUGCAUUAAUUACUUAAUUAGUCAAAAUACACUCCACCGUUCUGCUUUGGUGUCAGAACAGAGGAAAAUGUACAUUUUUCAAAUUCAAACAAUAUUAUCAUUAUCAUAUCUUUCAAAGGAAAAACUUAUUUUCAAAAACAUCUCUCUUUGUACACUCAGCAUUGCACUGGAAUAAAGGCAAAACAUGUCCUGUA